Molecule: messenger RNA, 993 nt
Organism: Eruca vesicaria subsp. sativa (arugula)
Lineage: Eukaryota; Viridiplantae; Streptophyta; Magnoliopsida; Brassicales; Brassicaceae
Source: the annotation of a GenBank genome assembly
AUGUCAACCUCCAAAACACUUAAUCAUAAUAAGCCAUGUGGUACAUCUCAAACUCAAAAGGGUUUUGCUCUAGUCCACCAAAAUACAACCACCACAACCGGCGAGAGAAGAGGCCGGAGAUCAAAGCAAGCAGAGCCAGGGAGAUUCUUAGGAGUCAGGAGACGUCCAUGGGGUCGUUACGCAGCUGAGAUUAGAGAUCCAACUACUAAAGAACGUCACUGGCUCGGAACUUUCGACACUGCUCAUGAAGCUGCUCUUGCCUACGACAGAGCAGCUCUCUCGAUGAGAGGCACUCAAGGUCGAACUAACUUUGUUUACACUCCAAGUGAUGUUCACACUAUCCUCACAAACCCUAAUCUCCACUCUCUCAUCGUCUCUCCUUACAAUAACCAAUCUUUUUCACCAAACUCUUCUCCUCAGUUUGUCAUUGAUCACCAUCCUCAUUAUCAAAACUAUCAUCAACCUAAACAUACUCUCCCCCAAACCGUCUCACCUGUCGCUUCUUUCAAAACGCCUGUUCGUCAUCAAAACGCUGAUACUCAAACGUUUGGUAAUAGUCCUCAAAACUCGUCUUCUAACGGCUCGCUAUCUUCUUCACUAGAUGAAGAAAACAACUUCUUCUCGUUAGAAGGAACUAACUCGGGUUACUUGGACUGCAUUGUCCCACAACACUGCCUUAAACCACCUCCGGAAACCACCACCACCCAAAACCAAACCGGAGCAGGUUUCACAACUCCGGCAAGCAAGGCCUCUGAGCCAUACGGAGGGUUCAGUAGUAGUAGCUACUUCGAUGAUGGUGAUAUGCUGAUGAUGAAUCAUCAUGGGUUUGGUUCGUGUGAUCUUUCUGCCAUGUUCACUAACUAUGGUACUGCUGCUUCAAUGUCAAUGGAAGAUUACUCGAUAAUGGAGCCGCAAGAUUUCUCUUCUUCUUCUUCUAUUGCUGCUUUUGGAGAUGUUGUUGCAGACACUACAGGCUUCUACUCACUCUAUUAG